AUGCUGGAUAUCUUGAGACACAUGAUUAACAGCAUCGGCCAAUACAUGGAGAGAGAUAGUGAGCUUACGGCGUAUCGUCAUUUCGCCAAGCUUUUGGACUACUUGUUCCGAGAAACAAACCAGAUGUUCUUGAACAUCAGAAAAAUCGAUGCGAUUAUUGCUACCGAAGUCAAGAAAGAGCGUGUUGAGCUGUCGAUUAACGAGUGGGAGAAGAGCAAUGUGAGCUCAGCAAUAGCCUUCAAGCAGCAAUCAAAAAGCUUACGCUUGAACCUGUCCAUUUUGAAUCAGUUGGAGCGUAAUUUACAUUCCGAGACCAAGAACGCCUUUUGGCAAUAG
Zychaea mexicana is the source of this 336-nucleotide messenger RNA. RefSeq lists its product as uncharacterized. The record is from RefSeq and is a predicted model, not a curated record. Lineage: Eukaryota; Fungi; Mucoromycota; Mucoromycetes; Mucorales; Lichtheimiaceae. The transcript has 3 exons. The coding region runs from base 1 to 336 and encodes 111 amino acids.